Molecule: messenger RNA, 1391 nt
Organism: Truncatella angustata
Lineage: Eukaryota; Fungi; Ascomycota; Sordariomycetes; Amphisphaeriales; Sporocadaceae
Exons: 3
Coding region: 87-1391 (434 amino acids)
Source: RefSeq, a predicted model, not a curated record
CCCGAUUUCAAGUAACAGAGAGCGGGCUUGCGAGAUCUUCGCACAGCUCACCGAACCUUUGUAACAUACCACAAAUUUGCAGCGGAAUGGUCGAUAAUAACUUGAAUAGUGGUCGAGCCAGACCAGUUGCGCCACCGCCACCACCACCACCACAACAGCCUCCGGAGUCAAUACCAGUAAAUUUUGGUAUUAAUCACCCAUCUCCAUUUCCGGCUUUAGUCGCGGCUGCUGUAACCGACCAAGCAGUACUUUACGACACUGCCGCAAACCGUCUUCCAGCUGACUGGGCAUGGAGUGCUACCAAUAGAACCAACUUCAUCUGUCAUUCGCAGGGUGGCACAACUAUCAGAUAUCUGAUCGAGCUAUUAUCUGGAGCGAGCGAUCCCGACCUACCACAAUUUCUCGGUACCAACCGUCAAAGCUGGGUCAAGUCUGUGGUAACGUUGGGAACCCCUCACAAAGGCACAACUGUGACGGAGGUAGUAGAUAGUAUUCUCAAUCCACGUGGCUUAGACCCACUCAUAGACUUUGUUACCUCGUGCUCAUUUGAAGAUAAGGGGCAGAGGCUUUACGAUCUCCACCUAGACCAUUGGGGAUUUCAUCGCACCAACCCAGGACAAACCUACCAAGAGAUGCGUGCGGAAAUUGCCCCUACUAUUGCUGCGUGGUGGGCUGGACCACACAAUGGACUUUUCGACAAUAGUAUUCAAGGUGUUACCGCUCUUGACUUGUUUGCCCCGAAUCCGUCACCAGAUAUCUAUUACUUCACAAUGUCUUUCUGUGCUACUCAACCGUUUCUAGACGUCAUGCUUACAGCCCAAGAUGUCAACGAAUUCCUGGCAUUGUUUCCAUUGAACUGGCUCUGGAAUCCCCUAGGAGUAUUUGGAAGAGUUGCAGCUCCACUUCAAUCACUUGGGAGUAUACUAGGUGUCCUCCCUUCACUUCAUGCGACACUUACGAGCGUCACUCGCAUGGCAAACCGCCAUCUUGGGAAAAUGGGAUAUUUCUCACAGAUUCCUGCACCUGGCACACAACUGCCCCGGUCAGACAUGCUCCCACUCAUAAUGUUUUUUGCUUACGCCAUGGGAGGACGCAAUACCACACCUCCUGGGUGGCCAGCUGGCAAUUCAGAGGCAUUUAAACUCAACGAUGGUAUAGUUAAUACUGAGUCGAUGGAUGGCCCGGUUGGAGGACCUGUGAACUAUGGAAACUUUACACAACAGCUCGCUGCAACUGGUGGUCAAUUUGUCAAAGGAGAGUAUUGGCAUUUGGGAACGAACGGGACUGUAGAUCAUGCUGAUCAAGUAGGGGUAUUUACAGAUCCCAUCACGAAUGCUGAGGUCAAGGUUAUGUAUCUGUUGUUUGCAGAGCUUGGAGACCGUCUGCUGUAA